UCUUCUAGUGAAGACAGAAACAGACGCACUUAAAAUUCAACAACUAUUCUUCUUCUUUUCUCUUCUCUUCUCUACUGUAUCAUUUAUCCCUCUUUAUUAUCAUCGACCAAUCACUCCAAUCUUACGGCGACGGAGAAAUGGAGAACGCUGACGUCUUCCUCGGAUUGCAGGACUUCCUUGAACGCAUGCGUCAACCGUCCGCCGCCGAUUUCGUUAAAUCCAUUAAAAGUUUUAUUGUAUCAUUUUCAAACAAUACUCCUGAUCCUGAAAGAGACAGUGCUCUAGUACAAGAGUUUUUGGCUAAUAUGGAAGCAGCUUUUAGGGCACAUCCACUUUGGGCUGGUUGCUCUGAUGACGAUUUAGAGAGUGCUGGCGAAGGACUCGAGAAGUAUGUAAUGACAAAGUUAUUUACCCGUGUGUUUGCUUCACUUCCAGAUGAUGUCAAAGCUGACGAACAACUUUCUGAGAAGAUGUCUUUGAUUCAACAAUUUAUUCGGCCAGAAAAUUUGGACGUUAAGCCAACCUUUCAAAAUGAAACAUCAUGGCUGCUUGCACAGAAAGAACUUCAAAAGAUCAAUAUGUACAAAGCACCAAGAGAUAAACUUGUAUGCAUUCUCAACUGUUGCAGGGUCAUCAAUAACUUACUUCUUAAUGCUUCAAUUGCUUCAAAUGAAAACCCCCCUGGAGCCGAUGACUUUCUUCCUGUCCUAAUAUAUGUUACUCUAAAGGCAAACCCUCCUCAGUUGCACUCGAAUUUGUUGUAUAUACAACGGUAUAGGCGUCAAUCCCGGUUAGUUUCAGAAGCAGCUUACUUUUUCACAAACAUGCUCUCAGCGGAGUCUUUCAUCACAAAUAUUGAUGCUAAAUCAAUUUCAAUGGACGAAACUGAAUUUGAAAAGAACAUGGAAUUUGCUAGAGCUCUCAUCUCAGGGCUUUCAACUGAUUGGGAAAAUUUAUCUAAUCAGAGUGAUCAGAUUACAGGAAAUAGUUCAAAAGCAGAAGUUCUGGAAUCCAAACCUCAAAUCAUGGAAUCUAGGAAGGAAUGGGAGUCAUCAGUUCGACCCAAAACUUCUGAUUUGAGAUCUGGCAGUAAGGAUGGACAAUAUGUGAAAGAUGAGUCAACAAUGGGAAAGGCUUUCUCCCUGUCAGAUUUAGAGAAUAAAGGAGCUGUGAUGCUUUUGAAGGAGGAUUUGGCAAGCUUAGUCUUCCGAGAAUACCCAUAUUUGUUUGCACAUGCUGGUGAUCUGACAAUUAAUGAUGUGGAAGAUCUAUUAAGUAAUUACAAACAGCUGGUUUUUAAGUAUGUUUGUCUUUCCAAAGGGCUGGGUGGCACUACAUCUCAUGAGCUGUCCAAUUCUCAAACCAAUAUCCUUCAUGAUGCUGUAACCAUCAUGGAACAUCUAGAUUCUAGGCAGGCAGAUUCAAACGAUGAAUCACAAAAAGAAAGUACCAUUGCCAAUAGUUCCAGUACGUUUUCUCUUGUAAGUGAAGAAAACUUUGAGUCGAAGUCCUCACAGGAUGAGGCUCUAGCACAGCAGGAGGGAAAGGAGACUUCUCAAUGACCGCUCACCGAGGCUAGGCCAUGUCUUCUGCGGGAAGUAAUUCAACUAUAGUAUCUGCCAUCGGAGCUACUUGUUUCUGUUUCUGCUGAAAGGUGAAUCGGUUAGUCUUCCACUAUCAGGGCAGUGAUAGAAAUAAGGGAACAAUUGCAAACUCUUUCAAUGUGCAGCAUUUCAAGUAGUGUAUUUCCUUGGAGAUGACUGAUAGAAUUCAUUAUUCAGCAAAACCUGAUACUAGAAUACGUUUGUACACUAUUGAUUAAAUGGAAGCAGAUUGCACAAAUAUAUCUGACGACAGGCCCUGUUUGCUUUCAUUUAUCAUGAGGUACAUAUUAAUUCUUUCAGUUCUUUUUGAUACUGCUUUCCUUUCUCUAGGAAUCUCACCGUGUCGUUAUAUGAAAGAUGGAUUGAGCCGUAA
Mercurialis annua (annual mercury) is the source of this 1977-nucleotide messenger RNA. Its product is annotated as vacuolar protein sorting-associated protein 9A-like. Gene Ontology annotation, cellular component: endocytic vesicle; cytosol. Gene Ontology annotation, molecular function: guanyl-nucleotide exchange factor activity; small GTPase binding. Lineage: Eukaryota; Viridiplantae; Streptophyta; Magnoliopsida; Malpighiales; Euphorbiaceae. The transcript is spliced from 5 exons. Gene Ontology annotation, biological process: vesicle-mediated transport. The record is from RefSeq and is a predicted model, not a curated record. Bases 138 to 1562 code for a protein of 474 amino acids.